Pipistrellus nathusii (Nathusius's pipistrelle) is the source of this 1035-nucleotide messenger RNA. The record is from the annotation of a GenBank genome assembly. NCBI's taxonomy places the organism in Eukaryota, Metazoa, Chordata, Mammalia, Chiroptera, Vespertilionidae.
AUGCAUCGGACCACACGCAUCAAAAUCACGGAGCUGAACCCUCACCUCAUGUGUGCCCUCUGCGGGGGCUACUUCAUCGACGCCACCACCAUCGUGGAGUGCCUGCAUUCCUUCUGCAAAACCUGCAUCGUGCGCUACCUGGAGACCAACAAGUACUGCCCCAUGUGUGACGUGCAGGUCCACAAAACCCGGCCGCUGCUGAGCAUCAGAUCUGACAAGACCCUCCAAGACAUCGUCUACAAACUGGUCCCGGGGCUUUUUAAAGAUGAGAUGAAGCGACGGCGGGAUUUCUAUGCGGCCUACCCCCUGACGGAAGUCCCCAACGGCUCCAACGAGGACCGCGGGGAGGUCCUGGAGCAGGAGAAGGGGGCUCUGAGCGAUGACGAGAUUGUCAGCCUCUCCAUCGAGUUCUACGAAGCUGUCAGGGAUCGGGAGGAGAAGAAGGGCCCCUUGGAGAAUGGAGACGGGGACAAGGAGAAGACAGGGGUGCGCUUCCUGCGGUGCCCAGCAGCCAUGACCGUCAUGCAUCUCGCCAAGUUUCUCCGCAAUAAGAUGGACGUGCCCAGCAAGUACAAGGUGGAAGUCCUGUACGAGGACGAGCCGCUGAAGGAGUACUACACCCUCAUGGACAUCGCCUACAUCUACCCCUGGCGGCGGAAUGGCCCUCUCCCCCUCAAGUACCGGGUCCAGCCAGCCUGCAAGCGGCUCACCUUGCCUACGGCGCCCACCCCCUCUGAGGGCACCAACACCAGUGGGGCAUCAGAGUGUGAGUCAGUCAGCGACAAGGCUCCCAGCCCCGCCACCCUGCCGGCCACCUCCUCCUCCCUGCCCAGCCCGGCCACCCCCUCCCAUGGCUCUCCCAGCUCCCAUGGGCCCCCAGCCACCCAUCCUACCUCCCCCACUCCCCCUUCAGUGGCCAGUGGGGUCAGCACAGCUACCAACGGGGGCGCCUCGAACUGCCUGCAGGCACCGUCCUCCACCAGCAGGGGGCGCAAGAUGACUGUCAAUGGAGCUCCCGUGGCCCCCUUAAUUUGA